AUGGAUUCUCCAAAAGUAUACAUCAGUGGACUAAAAACUUCUGUGACUCUGAUUCUCAUUAUUUCCCUCACCUUAUUUCCUUCUAAUACAGUAGGGUCUGGUCCAACGAAAGAUGGGAAGGGUAUGAAGCAAAAGAAGUUAGUAUUGGGGUCAAGGCCUCCAAAGUGUGUCAACAAGUGCUUGAGUUGCAAGCCUUGCAUGGCUGCUCUAGUAAUCUCUCCUCACCACAGGGUUAGUCACAAUCACAAGGCAACAACAGCUCAAAGAGACGAGGGCUAUUAUCUUCUCUCUUGGAAAUGCAAAUGCGGUAACAAGUUCUUUCAGCCCUGA
Molecule: messenger RNA, 330 nt
Organism: Sphenostylis stenocarpa
Lineage: Eukaryota; Viridiplantae; Streptophyta; Magnoliopsida; Fabales; Fabaceae
Source: the annotation of a GenBank genome assembly